CCGGACUUUUCAACAUUGAGGACAUCCAACCGAUUGACAGUGAAGAGCUACGCCAACAGGGAGGGAGCUUUUACGACCCACUCAGAACAGAGAUCUGUAUAUCCGACGUUCCUACGUUGAUCCAUUCCCUACUCGUGAAAGCUUUACCUUGCCUACCAACCAUCCGGACUACCUCCAAACUCAACCAUGUCUCACGGCGAUCACUCAAGGGAUCCCUGUCCCUAUGUUAUUCUAACAGAUUUUGGUGGAGCGUUCUCUAUGGGAGCGAUCGGAGGAGGCAUCUGGCACGGAAUCAAGGGAGCGAGGAAUAGUCCAAGGGGUGAACGUCUUGUGGGCUCAUUAUCAGCUAUCAAAGCCCGUGCGCCUGUCUUGGGAGGAAACUUCGGUGUUUGGGGAGGUCUAUUCUCAUCAUAUGACUGUGCCGUCAAAGGCUACAGGCAAAAGGAGGACCCAUGGAACGCUAUCAUUGCAGGAUUCUUAACCGGUGGAAGUUUGGCCAUCAGGGCUGGUCCUAGAUCAGCGUUCGGGUCAGCUGUGGGAUGUGGUAUUCUGCUUGGAGUGUUUGAAGGCGUAGGAGUUCUCAUGAAUCGAAUGUUUGCUCAGCCCAUACCGCAGAUGCAGCUGCCGGAGCAAGCCGCUGCCCCUGCCGUCAGUUAGAAUCGUCAAUCCUUCAUGUUUGUAUUUAUAAUGUUCGAGUCUUACGGAGCUCUCAUCUCACUCCUCUUGCACGCAUGCACUUUACCAUGACAUAUCCUGUCUCUUUGGACCUCUCG
Molecule: messenger RNA, 773 nt
Organism: Kockovaella imperatae
Lineage: Eukaryota; Fungi; Basidiomycota; Tremellomycetes; Tremellales; Cuniculitremaceae
Product: putative mitochondrial import inner membrane translocase subunit tim17
Exons: 6
Coding region: 187-657 (156 amino acids)
Biological process (GO): protein import into mitochondrial matrix
Cellular component (GO): mitochondrial inner membrane; TIM23 mitochondrial import inner membrane translocase complex
Molecular function (GO): transmembrane protein transporter activity
Source: RefSeq, a predicted model, not a curated record